Molecule: messenger RNA, 1842 nt
Organism: Acytostelium subglobosum LB1
Lineage: Eukaryota; Evosea; Eumycetozoa; Acytosteliales; Acytosteliaceae
Exons: 4
Coding region: 1-1842 (613 amino acids)
Biological process (GO): protein localization to membrane
Cellular component (GO): membrane
Source: RefSeq, a predicted model, not a curated record
AUGGCAUCACCAAUCAAUCAGUUGUUGACAUUAACAUUGUUGAUAUCCUUCAUGGCAUUGAUGUGCCAUGCCUACAUCCCAUCAUUGACACCCCAUGUGUAUACAGAGGGCCAACAGAUUCCAAUGUUUAUAAACAAGUUAACAUCGGUCGAUUCACCUAUUCCAUAUCUCUUCAACUCAUUGCCAGUGUGCAAACCAAGAAAAGACAGCUCAUGGAGCAAACAACCACGCAACCUUGGACAAGAGCUGCUUGGCGAAGAGAUGCAGAGAACACUGUACAAGUUCAACUUCCUCCAGAAUGUAUCGUGUGCCGUAUUGAAUGCAAUGCCCGAUGCCCAAUGCUAUGAUGACAACCGAAUGGAUCAAUCUCAGCUCAACCAACUUGUUGACCUCAUUCUCAAUAGUUACCGCGUCAACAUGAUCCUAGACAGCCUUCCAGUUCGUCCGCUUAAAAAACGUCAUUACCUUGGUAUUAAUCUUGGCGGUGAAUAUUAUGGCGAUCAGUACCUUUAUAAUCACUUUGAUUUCACUGUGACAUUUCGACCAACUAAUACUAGGAUGGAGAAUGAUACGUAUGAGAUUGUGGCCUUUGAAGUCAUGCCUGCAUCAUUGUCAUAUCAAUCCAAAGAGUACAACCCAAAUACUCCAAACAUUUGUCCGUUUGGCGAUCGCGUCGGACUGCCAAUCUCAAACAGGACACGCAUUGGUGACAACCCAUUCAUACUAUGGACAUACAGUGUCAAGUAUCAACUGAAUGAGAGCAUGUCUUGGAGUGAUAGAUGGACGGCCCCAGAGGACAGGCUAGAGAAGGUAAUCAGUUUGGUGACUAUGCUUACCACCGCAGGUUUGGUAGGCUUGGCCAUCGGCUUGACCAUCUCUACAUGGAGAGAGUGGCGCAAAUUCAAUGCGAUUGAGGAGACUGAGGAUUCCACGCGAUGGAAGUUGAUCAGAGGUGAUGUAUUCAGAGCGCCACCAUUACAAUACCAGAUGAUACUACCAAUCCUCAUCGGAAGUGGCAUUCAAGUGAUGUGUGUCGUACUCCUAUCACUAUUCCUAGGACUAAUUGGAUUCUUCUCCCCAGUCAACUAUGGAUAUAUACCAAUGGCUAUCAUUGCUCUAUUCACUGUUACAUCUAUGUUCGCGGGAUACUUCUCAACAAGGAACUACAUGUUAUUCAAAGGAAAUAAUAUCAAGAAGAAUGCUUUGUUAAGUCUAGGAUCAUCGGCUGCAAUCUCGAAUGGUUCAAUGUUCACAUUAAUUGGCCUUUGGCUGGGCAUCUCUGUGCCUCUGUCAUUCUGUGGCAGUUAUUACGCAUCAAAGAUGCCAGUGUUUGUAGACACCGAGACCAACCAAUUCCCGCGCGAUAUACCCAACAUCACACCAUGGUACUAUAGCCGAUGGUUAAUCACGCCGUUCAUGGGUACGGCACCAGCUUCAUUCAUCUCGAACUUCUACCUUGGCGUUCUAAGAACGAUCUGGUCCUCGCUUCUAAUCAACGACAAUGUCAACUACCCCAUGGCAAUGAUAUCGAUGCUCUGUAUGCUGUUCACAGUCGGCGUGUCGUCGGCCAAUCUCUGCAUCAAAGGUCUCUUCAGAUACGAGAACUACCAUUGGUGGUGGCGUGUAUUCGAGACGAUGAGUUUCUCUGGCGUCUACCUAUACAUCAUCACAUUUGCCUUAAUGUCUAUAUGGGGAGGUCCCAGCAAUGCCAGUGCCUUCUUCAUCUACUCUUGCUACGCGCUCAUCUUCUCCCUGUGUCUAAGUGUGAUGGCUGGAUCCGUUGCCUAUUACUUCAGUCUACACUUUGUUCGAAGGAUCUACAGUAAUAUUCAUAUCAACUAA